AGCUCCGCCAGACCAACUGUGGUGUAGUUAUUGAUAUUUAAAUAAUCAUCAUAAUCAUUUUGUUCUCAGUGGUGCCUCUAGUGGUCAGAUUAUGUCUUCUGGUUUCAAGCUUUGGUCAGUUUGAUUCAUUCGGUUCGCUCGGACGGACCCCUUACAGGUACAAAUGCUUUGCGAAUCGGUUCGAUCGAAUCACAAAGAAGAAUCGAUUCAACAGAGCGAGUCGAACGCCGCCGCCGCUGUUCUUUGUCCUCGCGGUGACUGCAUGUGAUCCCGCUGAAUGUACAUUAUUUAUUCCUCCGUUUACAGUCUGUAUUCAUCAACCAGAAGAUCUGAAGGAUGGUGUUAGUUCAUGUCGGAUAUUUGGUUCUUCCUGUCUUUGGCUCAGUGAGAAAUAGAGGAUCUCACUUUAACAGGCAUCAGCACAAUCAUGCUACCUCUUGCCGGCAUUUCCACGUAGGCCCCCAGGCCCAGAUCCCUGUUGAUUUCCCAAUGCCCCAUCCAGGACAAUCUCAGACAGGAAUGAGCCAUCACCACGGCCCCUCGCACCAGCCAGCCGCGGCAUUACAUCCACCCCUCAACCACAUACCAGCACCACCGUUCCAGGACAUCCCGGCCCCACCCUUCCUACCUCAGGCUUUACACCAGCAAUACCUCAUCCAGCAGCAGAUCCUGGAGGCCCAGCACAGGAGGAUACUUCCACAGUCCAGCAGACAUGCUCCAGACCGAACCCUUCCCCAUCCGCAGACGCUGCGGCCGCCAUAUGAAUACCCGCCAUCCAUUCAUAUUCCCCCACCGCCGCCGGUGCCGCAGCAGCCACGUUACCUUGCCGAAGGAACAGAUUGGGAUCUGAGUGUGGAUCCAAGCCUGCCGCAGUACCACGUCUCUCCCCUCACUCAACAUUAUCAGCAUUACCUGACCUCUCCACGACUGCAUCACUUCCCCAGGAACACCACCUCGGCACAAGUGGUUGUCCAUGAGAUCAGAAACUACCCUUAUCCUCAGUUACAUCUGCUGGCUCUCCAAAGCCUCAGUCCGUCUCGCCAUGCGUCUGCUGUGCGGGAGAGUUACGAGGAGCUCCUGCAGUUGGAGGACAGACUGGGCAAUGUGAACCGAGGGGCUGUGCAGACCACCAUCGAGAGGUUUACCUUUCCUCAUAAGUAUAAAAAGAGAAGACCUCUAGAGCUGAAGAUUGGCAUGGAUGAAGAGGAGCUCGACACGGAUGAGAAAUGCACAAUAUGCCUCUCGAUGCUUGAAGACAGAGAGGACGUCAGGAGAUUACCCUGCAUGCACCUCUUCCAUCAGGCUUGUGUUGACCAGUGGCUGGCAACCAAUAAGAAGUGUCCCAUCUGCAGAGUAGACAUCGAGACGCAGUUGUCCCCCGAUAGCUGAUGUCUCAUGUAGCACUAGCUAAAAAUCCUGUCAUCUUUCUUAGUCCCCUCGUGGGCACUUUGCCAAAUGUGUGUCAUCUCCAUCACCUCUCACCUCUGACCUUUGCCUUCUGAGCCAACUGACGAUGUAGAAUGGGGAAGACGAAAAGCGCUGAAGACAGAGUCCAGCACAUGGAGAAGAACGAGUCUGUCGAUGAAGAUGGUUUCAGUCAAAGUGCUGUGAAUGUGUGUGUGUGAGCGCGUUUGGGAUGGUGAACACUGCUCGUAAUGUCUCAGAAUGAUUUCGGAUGAAGACCGACCAAAUGUUCUCAGUGUUCAGUAGGUCACAUGGAUGAAGCAUUACAGCAUGAGCACCACAAAGUCCAACAUAUUACACGUGGUUGGUCAUGAAUUAAUCAUUUGUGACCCUGGAGCACAAAAGCAGUGUUAAG
Messenger RNA from Sinocyclocheilus grahami, 1819 nucleotides. Its product is annotated as RING finger protein 165-like. Lineage: Eukaryota; Metazoa; Chordata; Actinopteri; Cypriniformes; Cyprinidae. The record is from RefSeq and is a predicted model, not a curated record. The transcript has 8 exons. Gene Ontology annotation, molecular function: ubiquitin protein ligase activity; zinc ion binding. Gene Ontology annotation, cellular component: nucleus. Bases 337 to 1389 code for a protein of 350 amino acids.